UCGGCAACCCCCGAACUAGGACGACGACCGCCGUCGACGCGUCGCGCUCCUACCGCCGUGUGCUCGAAAUUAUUACUAUUACUGUUACUAUUUUUAUUAUUAUUUUUUUUUAUUAUUAUUAUUAUUAUUAUUAUUACUACUGUCUACUACUACCGCCGCGCCGCCGUCGUUGCAGUUAUUAUUACAGUUUGUUUGUUUGUUUGUUUCUUUAUUAAAUAUCUCGUCCGACCGAACACACGUCGAAUACAACGCACGUCGGGCACGUCACGCGCGCAAAAGUUGAUAACAACGCGUCGCGGACGGUAUCCCAUACGGGACGAGCGCACGCCGACUGAUGCCGAGAGGGGCGAGCGGGUCGUCCGCCAUGCACACGCAGUAGUAUACGGUCGCGCCUGAUAAUGCGAUAACACGCAACACACACAGUGUACGCGGAUCGUACGAUAAACUGUCGUUCACGCGAGCGCGCGCGAUCUCGUCGCCGAACCACCGAGAACGUGUAAAAUAAUAUAUAACCGUAGUAAAAAUAGUAUCGCGCGACGACAGAGCGAUAAUCGCAUAAUACCUAUACAUUAUUAUAUCGUGCCCUCGCCAGCCGCCGCGAUAUCGUACGCGCGGCCCGCCAGCGUUCCGAUUCGCGCCCCGCGGUCACCGCGUAGUCCGUCGUCGCAGGCGCGUGUACCCCGCAGUAGAGUACUAGUCGCGUGUCCCAGUCCGUCGUCCGCCGCCGUCUGGCCACGCGCCGAUCACAACUGUACUGCGUUAGGGGUUAUGGACGUGGCGGCGUCGGCCGCGGCGACCGAGACGACGACUGAUACGACCAACUCCCCCGCGGCAGCUGCUGCUACGGCGGACGUCGGCGUCACGACGAAACCGACGGAGGCGACGUUAACGACGACGACGGCGACGGCGAUCACGACGACGACGACGACGACGAUAGCGGACGCGGCGAACAUCUGUGAUUACAAUAACACGGCCGCGGUACGCCCGCCCGUGGUUCGCGUCCGAUAGUCGUCUUAAGAGGACGCGCCAGUGGGACCGUAGACACGGGAAACGUGAUCGCAGGUCAGUAAUUAUUUUAACGGUGUUACUGCGUUGUGCGUCGCGCGGAGUAGUCGACGUUGUUUAUUGUUGUUUUCCCGUCGUCUCGGAAGCAAAACGGAACAAUAACUCGAGCACAGAGUUCUACGGGAGAGACCCUUCGCCGCGAUCGUCGCAAGCCCGCCAACAAAAUAGGUCCAGCACGUAUAAUAGUCUGCUGCAAUAGCCACGAUACGACGUCGUAAUGCCGGAACAGAGCAACGACUACCGAGUGGUGGUUUUCGGGGCGGGUGGCGUGGGCAAAAGCUCGCUGGUGCUCCGGUUCGUCAAGGGCACGUUCCGGGAAUCGUAUAUACCGACCAUCGAGGACACGUACCGACAGGUGAUUAGCUGCAACAAGAACAUCUGCACGCUGCAGAUCACCGACACGACGGGGUCGCAUCAAUUCCCCGCCAUGCAACGGUUGUCCAUGUCCAAAGGCCACGCGUUCAUAUUAGUGUACUCGUGCACGUCCAGGCAGUCACUUGAGGAACUCCGGCCGAUAUGGCAGGUCAUCAAAGAGACUAAAGGUGCAUCGGAGCUUCCAUCAAUACCAAUCAUGUUGGUUGGUAAUAAGUGUGAUGAGAAUGACACUCGAGAGGUUUCAGCCGAAGAAGGUGAUGCUGAAGCUCGACGGUGGGGCUGUCAUUUCAUGGAGACGUCAGCCAAGACCAACCAUAAUGUCAAGGAGCUGUUUCAGGAGCUUCUCAAUCUGGAGAAGAAUAGGAACAUAUCGUUACAGCCAGAAAAAAAGUCCAUGCGCGGCCGUAAGAUACGAGAGAAGUGCGCACUCAUGUAGUAGUAUAUUAUUUACUACCAAGACACGCUCAUCGGACAUGGGGAUAUAGUUUUACAUAUGUAUUGUUUAUAUUUUAUAAAAUAACUUUCAUUUUGUUAAGUCAGAGUUCAUUGAGAAUUAAUAUAAAAUGUCACAACAAAGUUUAAAUUAUAAUAUUUAUUAGCGAGACUGAUAAGUGGCUGACAACACCAAUUUAUUUAGAUAAGUACUUUAGAGCGAUGUUAUAACACAAUAACGCCAUGGACAUUAUUGGGGGUGCAAAUAUAAAAAUGAAUUUCUGUUGUAUAUGUCAUAGACAUAUAUAGCUAGCAAAGAUAUAGCAUUUAGUAUUUAUUUUGUAUAUAAUAUUACUAUAAUAAUUACUAUAUCAGUCUGACAGGGAAUAUGAGUAUGGUGAAUACUUUUGUGAAAUCGUUUUUCACAGUACUAUAAAAUAAACAUUUGUUUGAGUAAUAAUGUAUGCAGUAUAGGUGUUUGAUUUGUGUAGUAAUUAUUUGAGAGAAACAGAAUUCAAUCUUAAAUUUUUUAAUUUUUAAUGUACAUCAUUUAUGUGUAAUGUUCAGCGUACAGAAUAUAAAUUAUAUUUCUUUUUUUAUCAUAAUUAAAUAUUAAUUAUUGUAACGAGUGUUAUAUACAGUUGUAGUGUAACAAAUUUUCCUGUAUAUAAUGCUCAAAAAGUACCAUAAAAAUAUUAAUUAUUUUAAUUUUUUAAUAUUUCUAGCCAAGUAAUAUU
This is a messenger RNA of Melanaphis sacchari, 2609 nucleotides long. RefSeq names its product GTP-binding protein Di-Ras2. Gene Ontology annotation, molecular function: GDP binding; GTP binding; GTPase activity. NCBI's taxonomy places the organism in Eukaryota, Metazoa, Arthropoda, Insecta, Hemiptera, Aphididae. Gene Ontology annotation, biological process: signal transduction. The transcript has 3 exons. The coding region runs from base 1283 to 1876 and encodes 197 amino acids. Gene Ontology annotation, cellular component: plasma membrane. The record is from RefSeq and is a predicted model, not a curated record.